AUGGCCAUGGACCUCAUCCUCCAGGAGAAGGAAAGGGUGUUGGCAAUGAUGGAAAGCCAGCAGGCAGCCAGUACCACGGCGGUCAUGCUUCCACUCAUGUUCAGGGCGUUAUCAUGGACCUUGAGGGGUCUUCAUUGCUCCUCCAUCCCUCUAUCAACAAGAAUGUUCAGUGAAAGAGCAGAUAAGAGCCGCUCCCUGGCUGAUAAAGUGGCGGUGAUCACUGGAUCUACUAAAGGGAUUGGCUUUGCCAUCGCCAGGCAUCUGGCCCAGAAUGGGGCCCAUGUGGUCAUCUGUAGCCGGAAGCAGUGGAAUGUGGACCAGGCAGUGACCACUCUUCAGAAGGAGGGACUGAGCGUGACAGGCACUGUGUGCCAUGUGGGGAAGGCUGAAGACCGAGAUAGACUGGUGGCUAAGGCCCUAGAGCACCAUAAGGGCAUUGAUUUCCUGGUGUGUGUGGCGGGGGUCAAUCCCUUGGUGGGGAGCACUCUGGGAGCCAGUGAGCAAGUCUGGGACAAGAUCCUGGGAGUGAAUGUGAAGGCCCCGGCCCUGCUGCUGAGCCAGCUGCUGCCCCACAUGGAGAACAGGGGGGGAGGCUCUGUGGUUCUGGUCUCAUCUGUGGCAGCUUAUAUGCCAAUAUCAAAGCUGGGAGUCUAUAAUACCAGCAAGACGGCCUUGUUGGGCCUCUGUAAGUCUCUGGCUGUGGAGCUGGCUCCCAAAGGCAUCCGAGUGAACAGCAUAGUACCAGGAAUAAUCAAGACCGACUUUAUUCAAAUGGAGAAAACAUUGCCGUACACGCCAUCUGAUUUGAACAAAAUCUAUGGAUUGCAGCGGCUUGGGGAGCCAGAGGACUGUGCGGGGAUUGUAUCCUUCCUGUGCUCUUCAGACGCCAGCUAUAUCACUGGGGAGAACAUCACAGUGGCUGGCUACUCUCCUAAGCUGUGA
Messenger RNA from Marmota flaviventris (yellow-bellied marmot), 942 nucleotides. RefSeq names its product dehydrogenase/reductase SDR family member 2, mitochondrial-like. Lineage: Eukaryota; Metazoa; Chordata; Mammalia; Rodentia; Sciuridae. The record is from RefSeq and is a predicted model, not a curated record. Gene Ontology annotation, molecular function: carbonyl reductase (NADPH) activity.